Molecule: messenger RNA, 648 nt
Organism: Thamnophis elegans (Western terrestrial garter snake)
Lineage: Eukaryota; Metazoa; Chordata; Lepidosauria; Squamata; Natricidae
Gene: FNDC5
Product: fibronectin type III domain containing 5
Exons: 6
Coding region: 1-648 (215 amino acids)
Biological process (GO): positive regulation of brown fat cell differentiation
Molecular function (GO): protein binding
Source: RefSeq, a predicted model, not a curated record
AUGGAUAUUGCAUCCAUCCUUGCUGUAUUUGACCUCUUCGCAGCUUUCAAUACCAUCGACCAUGACAGCCCCUCCGCUCCGGUCAACGUCACAGUGAAGCUCCUGAAGGCCAACUCAGCUGUGGUGACCUGGGAUGUUUUGGAAGAAGAAGUGGUCAUCGGCUUUGCAAUUUCGCAGCAGAAGAAGGAUGUACGGAUGCUGCGUUUCAUCCAGGAAGUGAACACUACCACCCGCUCGUGCUCCCUCUGGGACCUGGAGGAGGACACCGAGUACAUUGUGCACGUCCAGUCCAUCAGCAUCCAAGGCCAGAGUCCAGCCAGUGAGCCCAUCCACUUCAAGACCCCACGAGAGGCAGAGAAAUUGGCUUCAAAGAAUAAAGAUGAAGUAACGAUGAAGGAAAUGGGAGACAAAAAUCAACAGCUGCGAGCCGGCGAAAUCCUGAUUAUCGUGGUCGUCUUGUUCAUGUGGGCAGGGGUGAUUGCCCUGUUCUGCAGGCAGUACGACAUCAUCAAAGACAACGAACCAAACAACAAUAAGGAGAAAGCCAAGAACACAUCAGAAAACAGCACCCCAGAACACCAGAGUGGGGGCCUCCUGCGUAGUAAGUUUCCAAAAAACAAGCCCUCAGUGAACAUCAUUGAAGCAUGA